GCCAUGGGGAGCAAGGGGCAUUAUCGGUAUCACUGGCAGAGCCACAAUGUCAAGCACAGCGGGGUGGAUGACAUGGUCCUUCUCUCCAAGAUCUCAGAAGAUUCCAUUGUGGAGAACCUCAAGAAGAGAUACAUGGAUGAUUACAUAUUUACAUAUAUUGGAUCAGUGCUGAUCUCUGUGAACCCGUUCAAGCAGAUGCCAUAUUUUGGAGAGAAAGAAAUUGAAAUGUAUCAAGGAGCUGCUCAGUAUGAAAAUCCACCACAUAUCUAUGCUCUAGCGGACAAUAUGUACCGAAACAUGAUAAUUGACAGAGAGAACCAAUGUGUCAUCAUCAGUGGUGAAAGUGGUGCUGGGAAGACUGUGGCAGCUAAGUACAUCAUGAGUUACAUCUCCAAAAUAUCAGGAGGAGGUCCAAAAGUGCAGCAUGUGAAGGACAUAAUUCUGCAGUCUAAUCCCCUUUUGGAAGCCUUUGGGAAUGCCAAAACAGUUCGGAACAACAACUCCAGUAGAUUUGGAAAAUAUUUUGAAAUCCAGUUUAGUCCAGGUGGGGAACCAGAUGGAGGCAAAAUAUCCAACUUCCUGCUGGAGAAGUCACGGGUGGUCAUGAGGAAUCCUGGGGAAAGGAGCUUCCACAUUUUCUAUCAGAUGAUUGAAGGUGCCUCCACUGAGCAGAAAUCCAGCCUCGGCAUCACCAGCAUGGACUAUUACCACUACUUAAGCCUCUCAGGAUCCUACAAAGUGGAGGAUAUUAAUGACAAAUCUGAUUUCCAGGAAACUUUGCAUGCCAUGAAUGUGAUUGGGAUCUUUGCUGAGGAGCAGGCUUUGGUGCUGCAGAUCGUGGCUGGAGUCCUUCACCUGGGCAACAUCAGCUUCAAAGAAGUCGGCAACUAUGCAGCUGUGGAGAGCGAGGAGUUCUUGGCGUUUCCGGCUUUCCUCCUGGGAAUUAACCAGGGCCGACUCAAGGAGAAGCUGACCAGCAGGCAGAUGGACAGCAAGUGGGGGGGCAAAUCGGAAUCCAUCAACGUGACCCUCAAUGUAGAGCAAGCCUGCUACACCAGGGAUGCCUUAGCCAAAGCCCUUCACGCCAGAGUGUUUGAUUACUUGGUGGAUUCAAUUAAUAAGGCUAUGGAGAAGGAUCACGAAGAAUAUAACAUUGGUGUCUUGGACAUCUACGGCUUUGAAAUAUUUCAGAAAAACGGGUUCGAACAGUUUUGCAUCAAUUUUGUUAAUGAAAAGCUGCAGCAGAUCUUCAUUGAAUUGACGCUGAAGGCAGAGCAGGAGGAAUAUGUGCAAGAAGGAAUACGCUGGACACCCAUAGAUUACUUCAACAAUAAAAUUGUGUGUGACCUCAUAGAAAAUAAAGUGAAUCCUCCGGGCAUCAUGAGCAUCCUGGAUGAUGUAUGUGCCACGAUGCACGCUGUGGGUGAAGGGGCCGACCAGACCCUGCUGCAAAAGCUCCAGAUGCAGAUUGGGACUCACGAGCACUUCAACAGCUGGAACCAGGGAUUCAUCAUACACCAUUAUGCUGGAAAGGUGUCCUACGACAUGGAUGGCUUCUGUGAGAGGAACCGGGAUGUUCUUUUCAUGGACCUGAUUGAACUCAUGCAAAGCAGUGAACAGCCUUUUAUAAAGGCUCUGUUUCCUGAGAAUCUCCAAGCUGACAAGAAAGGCCGACCCACGACAGCUGGUAGCAAAAUCAAGAAACAAGCCAAUGACCUUGUUGGCACCCUGAUGAAAUGCACGCCCCACUACAUCCGUUGCAUCAAGCCGAAUGAAACAAAAAAGCCUCGAGACUGGGAGGAAAGCAGGGUAAAGCACCAAGUAGAAUAUCUUGGGCUCAAAGAAAACAUCCGAGUGCGGCGAGCGGGUUAUGCCUAUAGGCGAGUGUUCCAGAAAUUCUUACAGAGGUACGCCAUCCUGACCAAAGCAACCUGGCCUUCCUGGAAAGGGGACGAAAAACAGGGGGUUCUCCACCUCCUCCAUUCUGUCAAUGUGGAUCCUGACCAAUAUCAGCUUGGGAGAACAAAAAUCUUCAUCAAGGCACCAGAGUCUCUGUUUUUGCUGGAAGAGAUGCGGGAGCGGAAGUACGAUGGCUAUGCCCGGGCCAUCCAGAAGGCGUGGCGGAAAUACGUGGCCAGGAAGAAAUAUGUACAGAUGAGAGAAGAAGCCUCUGACCUGCUGCUGAACAAGAAGGAGAGAAGGAAAAACAGCAUCAAUAGGAACUUUGUGGGCGACUACAUAGGCAUGGAGGACCGUCCAGAGCUGCGGCAAUUUGUGGGAAAGCGGGAAAAGAUCGAUUUUGCUGACACUGUCACCAAAUACGACAGGAGGUUUAAGGGCAUCAAGCGAGACCUCAUCCUCUCCCCAAAGUGUGUGUAUCUGGUUGGGCGUGAAAAGGUGAAGCAAGGCCCAGAGAAAGGCCUGGUGAAAGAGGUGCUCAAGCGACGGAUCGAGGUGGAAAGGAUUCUCUCAGUUUCGCUAAGCAUGAUGCAGGAUGACCUCUUCGUCAUUCAUGAGCAAGAAUAUGACAGUCUCCUUGAGUCAGUCUUCAAGACGGAGUUUCUCAGCCUUUUGUCAAAGCGCUACGAGGAGAAGACACAACGGAGGCUACCUCUCAAGUUUAGCAAUACGCUUGAAGUGAAGCUAAAAAAGGAGAACUGGGGGCCCUGGAAGGCUGGUGGGUCCCGCCAGGUGCAGUUCAGCCAAGGCCAGGGAGACGUGGCCAUUCUCAAGCCAAGUAAUAAAGUGCUGCAGGUCAGCAUCGGGCCUGGACUCCCAAAGAACUCCCGUCCCACCAGAAGGAAUGUAACCCAAGGCAGGAGCUGUUCCAACAGGACCACACAGGGCCAGCACUACCCCAUGAGGGCCGCACCGCCUCCCCCUGGUCUUCAUCAGAAUGGGGUGAUAAAAAUCCCACAGCACACACCCCACCCUCAAGGCCUCGCGAGCCAGCAAGGCAGCCAGAGAAGCCUGUACACCAGUAUGGCGCAGCCCCCAUUGCCUCGGGUCUUGGGUGGAUCAGAUCGAAUUUCCCAGCAGCCAGACAGCUUGGACUUCCUCAAGGUCCCAGACCAAGGGGCAGCCGGCGUUCGCAGGCAGACUACAAACCGGCCGCCACCUGCAGGGGGCAGACCCAAGCCACAGCCGAAACCAAAGCCUCAGGUACCCCAGUGCAGGGCGCUGUAUGCCUACGAUGCUCAGGACACAGAUGAACUCAGCUUUAAUGCCAAUGAUGUUAUUGAUAUCAUCAAAGAAGAUCCCUCAGGCUGGUGGACAGGCAGGUUAAGAGGGAAAAAAGGACUCUUCCCAAACAAUUAUGUGACCAAAGUAUAAUCCUGCAGCCCCCUCAAGAGGCCCUUGCGACCGUAAAGGUGCUGCCGGUUGUGCUUUUCCAGCUGCUGUGGUCUCCUUGUAAAGCUACAGUUCUGUGCAGCGUUAAUAAUAGACAGCAGUCGCUCCAUCAGUGAAAUUGAAAGGCAAAAGAUGGAAGAGGGGGAAGUCCCCGUGUUUACUCUCCAAAACGCCAAAGCCGAUGUGUCAGCUGCCCACAAUACCAAACCAAGGAAUUAUUUAUUUUAUUGAAUGCUUUUUUCUCAUGAAGGAAGAAGAGUGUGUUUAAAUUCCAUUCUUUUUUAAAAAAUGCCUGAAAAUAGCAAGGUGCUCUGUGAGGACUUUGGAAGAGUUACAUACACACUUUUUACAAGUGCCUUUAGUUGCUCUGGUGACUUUCUUCUAAAUUAUGUAACAAAAUAAUGGCAUUAUUAUGCACAUUUCCUCUGUUGAUGACUUUGCGGAGGAUCACAGUAAUAAGUUAUGCUGCUACCUGCCUUAGAAUAGUAGGAUUCUAUUUCUUCUUGGACUCUUGUCAUUCUCUUCCCCCAAGCAUGUAUUUUAAAAGGCCUCACAGCAAGCUUGACCAGGUUUACUUGGGAGCUACAAUGAUUCUGCAAGGGCACUGCGACCAAAGAAAGGCAGCCUUGUAUGCUGUAAAUGGUUUGCGUUUAUGUUGACUUGUUAAUGUGGCUGGCCCAUGUUGGUUUUUAUUAUUGAUGCAUCUGGUUGGGGGGGGAACCUUCCCAAGGAAGCUUUGUGCAUUUAAUGAAUAGAACUUAUGAAAUAUACAUUUUAAAAAAUCAAAUAACAGGCAAACCUGUAUGAAUGUACACAGCAGUAACCCACUGUACUUAAUGAUAAAGGUAGCUCAGUUAGCAUUUUGGGGCCGGGUACUUCUACCUAUGCACUAUUCUUUAAGGAUAAAGUCAGUGUUACAAAACCUUGAUUAAGCCCAGCUGCCUUUCCCAUCAGCCACAAAAGCUGUUGCUUACCCAAUGCAUGUUAAUUUAUCCAUUUUCUUCUCAACCAUCAUCAAUAAAAACAUAGGAACUAC
This is a messenger RNA of Podarcis raffonei (Aeolian wall lizard), 4387 nucleotides long. It is a transcript of the gene MYO1E, whose product is annotated as myosin IE. The transcript has 28 exons. Gene Ontology annotation, biological process: actin filament organization; vesicle transport along actin filament. The coding region runs from base 4 to 3333 and encodes 1109 amino acids. Lineage: Eukaryota; Metazoa; Chordata; Lepidosauria; Squamata; Lacertidae. Gene Ontology annotation, molecular function: actin filament binding; microfilament motor activity; ATP binding. The record is from RefSeq and is a predicted model, not a curated record. Gene Ontology annotation, cellular component: microvillus; actin cytoskeleton; myosin complex.